AGAUGACUCUACGAUUCGCGUUUCCUGUCUGCUCGCCGCUCGCGCCCUUCCUCGCCUCCUCUCUCCACCGCCGCCUCUCCAUCCCUUCUCGCUCCUCCUCCUCCUUCUCUCCGACGCCACUCUUCUCUUCCGACCACCGGCCGCCUCUCUUCCUCCGCCCCCCGGCCUUCGCCGCAUCUCGCACCGACCUCCAUGACUUCCGCCGUUGGGCAGAAUCCCUCGCCCUCGCCGCCGGGCCCCGACUCUCCGCCUCCGACGGCGGCCCCGACGCCGCCCUCCUCCGUCGCGAGCUCGCGUGGCUGGUCGAGGACGCAACCGUCGCCGCUGCCUCCGAGUCCGGCGUCGGCGAGGAGCUCCGUCUCAGGGUCGAGCUGGAGGAGCUCUACCGCCUGUGGAAGGCGAGGAUCGAGGAGAGGCGGCCGUUCCAGUACAUCGUGGGGUGCGAGCAUUGGAGGGACCUGGUCUUGGUGGUGAAAGAGGGGGUUUUGAUCCCGAGGCCGGAGACUGAGAUGGUGGUGGAUUUGGUCGCGGAGGUGGAGGGGUUCGAGAAGGGCUUGUGGGCCGAUUUGGGAACGGGAAGCGGCGCCAUUGCUGUGGGAAUUGGGAGGAUGUUGCAGGAGGGUGGGAGAGUGUUUGCUACGGACUUGAGUCCGGUCGCAUUGGAGGUCGCAAGGCUUAACGUGGAGAGGUAUGAGUUAAAGGACAAGAUUGAGUUAAGGUGGGGUUCUUGGUUUGAACCUCUGCGAGAUGUUGAAGGAAAACUUAUGGGUUUGGUAAGUAAUCCUCCAUACAUUCCUAGUAGCCAUAUUCCGGGAUUACAAGCUGAAGUCGGUCAACAUGAGCCAAAGCUCGCUCUAGAUGGAGGUGAGGCAGGCAUGGAUCAUCUUCUCCAUCUCUGUGAAGGCUCUGCCUCGGCACUCAAAUCUGGUGGUUUCUUUGCUUUCGAGAAUCAUUUUGGUGAAAAUUUCUGUCACAGACAAAUGGUGAUGAGCAAUCCGAGUUUCUUGCGGAUUUAAUGAGCAUAAAGUUGGGGAACUUCUUCCAUAACAUAAAGAUGAUAUCGGACUUUGCAGGAAUCCAACGAUUUGUGACUGGAUUCCGCAGAUGAGUAUGUCUAGAGAAAACUCGGCUUUCAGAUCGAAGAACAUAGAGGCCAAUUUCUACUCUUAUCGUUUAUUGUACUUUUGUUUCUUUAUCCUCAUUACAAACAAUCAUAUCUGUUAUUCCAAUCCUUUAUAAAUUAUGCUGUCAAAUUUUCAUGUA
Messenger RNA from Musa acuminata subsp. malaccensis (wild Malaysian banana), 1263 nucleotides. RefSeq lists its product as uncharacterized. The record is from RefSeq and is a predicted model, not a curated record. Gene Ontology annotation, molecular function: protein methyltransferase activity. NCBI's taxonomy places the organism in Eukaryota, Viridiplantae, Streptophyta, Magnoliopsida, Zingiberales, Musaceae. Gene Ontology annotation, biological process: protein methylation.